UCCUAAGGAAAUGUGUGGGAUCACGCUCUGUGUUUGCAAGUAUCCAGGGCUUUAUUGACAAACUGUUUUCAUUGUCUGGCGUUAGUUUUUGGUGCAUACCGAUCAUCUGAUAUAAACACGGGCGUGGCGACCGACAAGUAAGGGGGGGAAUAGGGGAAGAGACCGUCGUUGGGUCAAAAUGUCGAUUCAGUACGAUGUGGAACAGCUGGCUGACAGCUACGGGGUUGCGGACUCGUUCCCCAAAGAUUUCGGAUAUGGUGAAGAAGAGGCCGACAUCGAGGACAGCCCGGCGCCGUCCGACAGCAAACCCAGAAUCCUGCUCAUGGGUUUGAGAAGAAGUGGCAAAUCGUCGAUACAGAAGGUGGUUUUCCACAAAAUGUCUCCCAACGAGACCUUGUUUCUGGAGAGCACCAACAAAAUCUACAAGGACGACAUCUCUAGCAGCUCAUUCGUCAACUUCCAGAUCUGGGAUUUCCCAGGCCAGGUCGACUUCUUCGAUCCCACCUUUGACUACGAGAUGAUCUUCAGAGGAACCGGGGCUUUGAUAUUUGUCAUCGAUGCUCAGGAUGACUAUGUGGAGGCUCUGGGUAGGCUUCACCUCACAGUAUCACGGGCCUACAGGGUAAAUCCAGAGAUUAACUUCGAGGUGUUUAUUCACAAAGUGGACGGCCUCUCAGACGAUCACAAGAUCGAGACCCAGAGAGACAUCCACCAGAGAGCCAAUGACGAUCUGGCCGACGCUAGCUUAGAGAAGCUGCAUCUCAGCUUUUACUUGACGAGUAUUUACGACCACUCCAUCUUUGAAGCCUUCAGCAAAGUUGUGCAGAAGCUCAUCCCUCAGCUCCCUACUCUGGAGAACCUCCUAAACAUCUUCAUUUCUAAUUCAGGGAUAGAAAAGGCCUUUCUGUUUGAUGUGGUCAGUAAGAUCUACAUCGCCACAGACAGCUCUCCUGUAGACAUGCAGUCCUAUGAGCUGUGCUGUGAUAUGAUCGAUGUGGUCAUUGACGUCUCCUGCAUCUACGGCCUGAGGGAGGACGGCAGCGGCAGUGCCUACGACAAGGAGUCCAUGGCCAUCAUCAAGCUCAACAACACCACUGUGCUGUACCUGAAAGAGGUCACCAAGUUCCUGGCCCUUGUCUGCAUCCUGCGAGAAGAAAGUUUUGAGCGCAAAGGAUUGAUAGAUUACAACUUCCACUGUUUCCGGAAGGCCAUCCAUGAAGUAUUCGAGGUAGGCGUUUCCACCCAGCGUCCAGUGGGCCCACAGGCUGUGGGCUCACCCUGCAACAAGGCCGUUGCACUGAACGGCACGCCGCGCAACACUGUCUAGACACUGAUGCAAAAUAAAAAAUAAAAAGACGCAAAAAAGAAGGUAGAGGAAAGGAAAGGGCCAGGGAGCCUGUAGAGGAGAGACUAAACUGGGGCUCACUGGUGCGCCAAUCACAAACCCUUGCUCCCAGCACCUAAAGCACUGAGAGACAGCUGGAGCCAAGAGAGUGUGGGAGCAGCACUGGAGCACCGAGGGGUCAGGCUUCUAUAGCUAAGAUGGAAGAGAAAUUCAAGCAUCCGUUUCAGGCGAAUGCAAAGCACCGUGUUGGCUGUGAGGAAGCCAAGAGAGCAAAACCACACCUGGACAGGAAAAGGUGUUCGGUCUCUCUCUCUCUUUGGAUUUCCUAAAGCGGCCAGAGACUGUGAUAUUUAGCUGCUGGUCUCUCUGUACGAGAAAUGUGAGGAGGGAAAACCCUUGUUGUAACCUCUUGCUAUGGACAAGCUGUGAUGACAGUUUGCAGGAAUCUGUCUAGUGAUGAACCCACCCCGACCACUUCUGUGCUGAUUAAAUUAAAAAAAUAAUAAUAAUUAAAAAAAACAUU
Messenger RNA from Toxotes jaculatrix (banded archerfish), 1868 nucleotides. It is a transcript of the gene rragca, whose product is annotated as Ras-related GTP binding Ca. Gene Ontology annotation, cellular component: Gtr1-Gtr2 GTPase complex; lysosome; nucleus. Gene Ontology annotation, molecular function: GTPase activity; GTP binding. The coding region runs from base 179 to 1327 and encodes 382 amino acids. Lineage: Eukaryota; Metazoa; Chordata; Actinopteri; Toxotidae. The record is from RefSeq and is a predicted model, not a curated record. Gene Ontology annotation, biological process: regulation of autophagy; positive regulation of TOR signaling; cellular response to amino acid stimulus. The transcript is spliced from 7 exons.